This is a messenger RNA of Quercus lobata, 1293 nucleotides long. RefSeq lists its product as uncharacterized. Lineage: Eukaryota; Viridiplantae; Streptophyta; Magnoliopsida; Fagales; Fagaceae. The coding region runs from base 180 to 995 and encodes 271 amino acids. The record is from RefSeq and is a predicted model, not a curated record. The transcript is spliced from 4 exons.
GUACCCUAUAUCAACUAAAGGAAGCUUUUUGAUAAAGUAUUGGUAAGUAGUAUAAUAAAAUCUAGUAGCAGCUUCUAUGAUUUUUUUAUUAUAUUCUUAUUUGUGUAUUUAUGUUUCAUUCUAUUGUAGGAGUAUUUCAAAGUUGAGGGUCGAGAGCAAGAGGUUUGGCGACAAAUAUAAUGGGUAGUUCUUACUUGAAUUAUCGUGACUCCCUAAAGAAAAAGUGGUUUAAGCCAUAUGGUGAAGUAACAGAAGAGGCACGAGCAAAUGUUCCACUCGGACUAGAGAAGGAUGAUUGGAAUUGUCUCGUCGAUUUGUGGAGCAAGCAAGAUUAUAUGGACAUGUGUUUGAAAAACAAGGAAAAUCGAGACAAAAACAAUAUUAUCCACACUUCUGGUUCAAAAAGUUUCCAACAACGUAGUGCGCAAGAGAAAGAGAAGACAGGUCAUAGCCCUAGUAGAAUUGAAUUAUUUGACAUCACCCAUGUGCAAGCUAAUGGGCAGGCAGUAAAUGAACCAACACAAGAUGCAUUGGUGGCAUUGAGGAAUCUUUCUACUCAAGUGAAUGAGGGGGCAUUGCAAAUAUCUCAAGAUCAAAUGUUUGUGGAGGUGUUUGGACUUGAGCAUCAUGGACGAGUUCGUGGCUAUGGGGCUGGAGUCACUCCUACCAUGUUAUGGGGUUCCUCCUCAUCUAGAAUGUAUGAUCUUGAGAAGCAACUCCAAGAAUUUGAACAAAAAUGCUUAGAAUCUAAACAGAAACGCUUAGAAUCUGAACAAAAACGCUUAGAAUUUGAACACAAACGAAUAGAGGCUGAUGCAGAGUUGAAAGAAGAAGUAAAGCACCUCAAAAGCAUGCUCAAACAACAAGCUAUUCAAAUGGCAGAACAAAGAAGACAUUUUGAGGAACAACAAGCUAGUCAAAUGGCAACACAAAGAGCACAUUAUGACAAUAUGAUGAUGCAAAUGUUGAGUUGUAUCACCUCACAAUCAGCCUAAUCUAGUAGUGAUCACUAAGGUAUGAAGAUCAUCUCAAGCUAGUCACUGUUUUAGUACUAUUGGAUAAAUUUGGAAUGACUUGUUGAGCUGUUGGUACUAGUUUGCUUUUGCAAUCCUUAUCUUGAAAAAUCUUUGAAAAUAUCCUUGGUCCCAAAUUCAUAUGUUGUCUCGGUAAUUGGUGUGGCUCUCCGGAAACUGGGAUCUAACUUUAUUUGUAACUGAAAAAUGAUAACUCAAAUGUAACUAAAAAACUUGGUGUCUAGCUGUGAAUAGAUUGAAAUGCAUAUUUUAUUGAUAA